GAUAUACUCAUAGCUACCACUCUACUUGUAUAAUCCAUUCUUUCUCUAUUCGCGCUGUAGCCCUGAGUUCGCAUUUUGUUUGUGUUCUGGUUCUGUACGCUUAAAGUGCACUAAAUGGUGUAAAAAGAAUGUAGUUAUGGUUGGUUCUCGCGUUUAUGUUGGCGGUCUCCCGCACGGUGUUCUUGAGCGCGACUUGGAGCGCUUCUUCAAAGGCUACGGCCCGACUCGAGACAUUAUCAUCAAGAAUGGCUAUGCCUUUGUGGAGUUUGAAGAUCAUCGGGAUGCAGACGACGCCAUUUACGAGCUCAAUGGGAUGGAGCUACUGCGUCAACGAGUGGUCGUUGAGACCGCUCGAGGCACACGCGGCCAGGCAGAUCGCUCCGACGAUCGCUUUUCAAAACGUGGUAACAACACUUCCCGAGCAUCCUCACGGUACGGACCGCCAUUGCGCACAGGGUUUCGUUUGAUUGUCGAGAAUUUGUCCAGUCGCUUAAGCUGGCAGGAUCUGAAGGACUUCAUGCGAAAGGCUGGCGAGGUCACCUUUGCGGAUGCUCACAAGCACCGUCGAAACGAGGGUUUCGUGGAGUUUGCAACGUUGGCGGACAUGAAAACUGCCAUUGAGAAGCUCGACGACACGAAGCUAAAUGGCCGCCGCAUCCGUCUUGUGGAAGAUCGUCGUGGUGGACGCUACGAUGGCGAUGCACGCAGACGUUCCCGUGCUUCUAGUUUAAGGUCACGCUCACGUUCCCGUUCACGAUCUCAGUUCAAUUGCAGAGCUUCUCGCUCACGCACCCACUCAGCCCACUCGUCUGUCAAAAAAUCAAGAUCAAGAGAGCAAUCCCGCGCUGGCUCGCCAACCACAAAAAAUGAAAAACCUCGCCCGACCGCCUGAAGAACAUGCAAUAUUAAAUACUAUAUACAAGUAUUUUUUGUAUUUGUAUUUUGUCCCAUCAGUUAUAAAGUAUUUGGUCAUCGCCAAUAAACACAAAACGAACUAAUAAUA
Scaptodrosophila lebanonensis is the source of this 1003-nucleotide messenger RNA. RefSeq names its product serine-arginine protein 55-like. The coding region runs from base 137 to 892 and encodes 251 amino acids. Lineage: Eukaryota; Metazoa; Arthropoda; Insecta; Diptera; Drosophilidae. The record is from RefSeq and is a predicted model, not a curated record. The transcript has 2 exons. Gene Ontology annotation, biological process: mRNA splice site recognition; alternative mRNA splicing, via spliceosome. Gene Ontology annotation, cellular component: ribonucleoprotein complex; nucleus; cytoplasm. Gene Ontology annotation, molecular function: mRNA binding.